Messenger RNA from Dendrobium catenatum, 1231 nucleotides. RefSeq names its product protein CONSERVED ONLY IN THE GREEN LINEAGE 160, chloroplastic. NCBI's taxonomy places the organism in Eukaryota, Viridiplantae, Streptophyta, Magnoliopsida, Asparagales, Orchidaceae. The record is from RefSeq and is a predicted model, not a curated record. Bases 70 to 1125 code for a protein of 351 amino acids. The transcript has 9 exons.
GAUGGACGGAGAUGGUGAAGUCGGAACUCGGAAGACAUCAUCUUUCCUGCGGCCACAGUUAUCAUACACAUGGCCGUCCUCACCACCUUAACUUCCAUUCUCGCCGUUAGAUCGGCGGCCAAUCCGGCAACCGGUGGCGACGCCGACUCCUCCCUUACUCAGCUGCCAUCGCCGCGGCUGACCCGUGUGAUCCUUCCAAAGAAGAAGCCGCUGAAGUGGUCCACUGGAACGGCUCCAGGUGAGUACGGCGGACCUCCGACGACGACAAAGCUCCGAAAAUACUGGGGUGGCGGUGAUGGGGAUCCCCUCACAUCUACCGACGAUUUCAUCUGGAACAAGGAUUUCGUCGGCCACAUGAAGCGCUUCGUCCGCGACGAGCCGAACGCCUCCAGCACAUUUCCCUCUAGGGUGGAGCAAAGCUCGGGAUUUCUAAGCCUGAAGCGAGCAAUGAGCCUUGACAGUGUCGGAAUUGAUUUGAGCGAAGAACUGCGUCCACCGCCCAAGCCAGUUCUGGAGCAGCAGGUGGAGGCAGCCAGGAGCGGUCGCUCUGCUACUGAUAACCUUGAUGAUGCUGCAUCACCAAGAUGGCGAUUGGUUCCCACACGACGAGAGCAGGCAAAGUGGGAUAGAGCAAACAAAGCUGCUACUGGAGGGAGUGAUGUCAUAAUACGAGAAUCAUCUAGGAGUCGAGGGGAUCCUAGGGUUUUGGCAGCUCAAUCUUCAGAGGACUAUGUUAAGUUGAAGAAAAAUCUUCAGGUGCUCACUCUAGGGAUUGGUGGCAUUGGCGUAAUCUCAGCAUAUGUUUCCUACAGUCCUGAAAUUGCUGCUAGCUUUGGUGCAGGAUUGAUUGGUUCCCUUAUCUACAUCAGAAUGCUAGGCAAUACUAUAGAUUCCAUGGCAUCUGGGGCUAAAGGCCUUGUAAAGGGAGCUGUUGGACAACCGAGAUUACUUGUUCCAGUGGCUAUUGUUAUGAUAUACAGUCGGUGGAAUGAAAUACUAGUUCCAGAUCAUGGCUUCAUGCACUUGGAAUUGAUACCCAUGCUUGUUGGGUUCUUCACCUAUAAAGUGGCAACUUUAGUUCAAGCUAUUCUAGAUUCCAUCGCCAUAGUUGAGGAAAGAAGCUAAUUCUAUGUUUUGGUAUCUUCAUUUGUGUUAAAGAUGAGAAUCUUUCUCAGAUUAAAUGGCUAUUAAUUUGUUGUUAUUCGAUGAAGCCUGUUUCCAGCCUUUAUUC